CCCUGUGACAUGUGCUUUAGUUGCAGCAGAAAGGAAAUGUGUCAUCUGUGGUUUGGUUUUAAAAGUGGAAAGCUAGCUGUACAUACACUUUUUUUUUAAACUGCAGAUUUACUUUAAGGUUCAUAUUCUCCAAGUCUAUCCUGCUUUAAAUUACUUGGAAGCUGUGCUUCAAGACAAGAAAAGAAGUGGCUUAUUAAAAUCAGGUUAUAAUCAGAUUUUGACCAAGAGUUUGUAAGACUUCCAGCAUAUUCACGGACAUGGAACACACAGGACUCUACCUGCAUUUUGCCCUUCUGAUGACAAUGGUUUUUUCCUGGUCUCCUGGAAUAAACGCAAACUACACCCAUCUGUGGGCUAACAGUACUACAGUCUGGGAUCCAGAUAUUCAAAAUAAGCCGGGCAGAAAGCAAAAUGAAAACAUUAACACAAGCCCUACAACUUCUGAAGUAGAUAAAAGAGGUAACGCUAUAAACAGGACUGAAAUAGCAACAUCCUCUGAGGUCCCAUCUCUAACGCCUCCAUCGGAACUGGAGCUUUAUAUACCUUUGCUCAUCACGAACAGUUCUCCAACAGUACAGAGCACAGAAAACACAACCAAAGGUCACCGUGAAAUUUUCAAAAAAGAAGUCUGUGAUGAAAACAACAACAAAAUGGCUAUGCUAAUUUGCUUGGUUAUAAUUGCAGUGCUUUUCCUUAUCUGCACCCUUCUAUUUCUAUCAACCGUAGUUCUGGCAAACAAAGUCUCAUCUCUCAGACGAUCAAAACAAAUAGGCAAGCGUCAGCCUAGAAGCAAUGGUGAUUUUCUGGCAAGCAGUGGUCUCUGGCCUGCUGAUUCAGACACUUGGAAAAGAACACACCAGCUCACAGGGCCCAACCUAAUGAUGCAAUCUACUGGAACACUCAUAGCUACAAGGGAAAGAAAAGAUGAAGGAGGAACUGAAAAACUCACUAACUAACAGGGGCUUUAGUAAAGAAAAAUGCAAAGUAGCAAUGAGAAAGUUUAUGAAGUAAAAAAUGAAAUCAGUUUGAUGUUCAAUGCCAACAUGUUGGUCUGGCAGUCAAAGCUGCUGACAUGGCAGCCUUGCAAUUUAGAAUCAAGCAGGUGAGAAGGGGAGAAGUCUGCCCACCUUCUUCUCAAUUACUUAAACUGUGCACUUUUGUCCUGACACUGAAUAUUUUAAAAAGCAAAUAACCAAACACUCAAGAAUGUAGGAAGGUUUUAAAGGCGAGUUGAAGGACUAACUAAUGGAGGCAGAAAGGGACAAUUAAAUAAACAUUUCCUGUUCAGCAACAGUAGUUAGAUGAUCUUCGUCUGAAUAUAAUUCAACUUUGAAGAGUUUUAGUGUGUCCUCAGAGGCAAGUAUAUGCUUCAACAUCUAAUGGAAGCCAAAUUCCUAAUGUAUAGAGUUGAACUGUAGUUUAACAGUACCUUUGCUGAAUGUGACAGAAUCUGGACCAGCUCAUAGACCGGCACAGCAAUUUUAUGCCAGAUGUUUUCAUCUUUAUGUAUGGCACACAGAAGAGUUUCUCUAUUACAAAUAUUUAAUUAAAACGUUUAAUUUUGUAUAACAAAUUAAGACUCAUUAGAAUAAAACUGACUACAUAUAUUUGUAUUCCCUUUAUUAUAUUAGGGAACACACUGUAAAGAUCAAUAAGUAAAAGAGCUUAAUUGAAACAGAUGACACUGUAGCCAUAACAGAAGCCCAAGUGUAAAUGUAAAGCACAUCUUACUGUUUAAAUGCAAUGUACUUCUACACAUACUGCUUAUUGGAAGAUUUAUAGCAAAUAUCCAAAGGGUGACUAAUUCUCUGAUUUCAAAGGGGCCAAGCGGCCCAAUAAAUGAUGGUUUACUGUU
Molecule: messenger RNA, 1855 nt
Organism: Mustela lutreola (European mink)
Lineage: Eukaryota; Metazoa; Chordata; Mammalia; Carnivora; Mustelidae
Gene: EVI2A
Product: ecotropic viral integration site 2A
Exons: 2
Coding region: 258-956 (232 amino acids)
Cellular component (GO): membrane
Source: RefSeq, a predicted model, not a curated record